Molecule: messenger RNA, 285 nt
Organism: Plasmodium vinckei vinckei
Lineage: Eukaryota; Apicomplexa; Aconoidasida; Haemosporida; Plasmodiidae
Product: conserved Plasmodium protein, unknown function
Exons: 4
Coding region: 1-285 (94 amino acids)
Source: RefSeq, a predicted model, not a curated record
AUGCUAUUCAAAAAUUCCCCUAUCCGAUAUAUAUCACAUGAAAUGAAGUCAAUGCCCAAACCGCCUCCAGGAACAGGGGUAGUAUUUCAUGGGCGAUUACAAAAAGUUAAAUAUGCUAUAAAUUUUCCAAGUUAUAUUUUUAUAAUAUUUUCGGGAUUUAUGGGAGCUAUGUCAGGAAAUUUUUUUUAUAAAAAAUAUAUUUUACGAAAAAAUCCUCCAAAUCCAUUAAGAGAUCCAAACGAUUUACCUCCUGAGAAACAUCCACACACACCCGAAGACGAUUAA